Molecule: messenger RNA, 1557 nt
Organism: Symsagittifera roscoffensis
Lineage: Eukaryota; Metazoa; Xenacoelomorpha; Acoela; Convolutidae
Product: nudC domain-containing protein 3-like
Exons: 4
Coding region: 39-1112 (357 amino acids)
Biological process (GO): protein folding
Cellular component (GO): cytoplasm
Source: RefSeq, a predicted model, not a curated record
CAAUUGCUUAUUUAUCAUAUAUUUACCUACUAGCUAAUAUGCUGGCCGAUGUUGAAAACGCGCUUGGCUUCGUUCUUCAAAAGUCCGGACCAUCCAUCGACAAGUUUCUUGAAAUAGUCUUUGAGUUUCUCAAAACCAGAACUGAUUUUUACGUGAUAAGCGAUGACCCGUCGAAAGGAGGGUUGGGCUUCAAGAAGGGAGUUGCUGAAAAACUGGUGCUCAGAAGCUUCAGAAUGUUUGACCAGAUCGAAUUCGAUUCAACUACCAAAGAAUGUGAACUUCAAUCGGAAGAAGUUUGUACUACUGAAAACGAAGUAGAAUCAGAACACAGACAGCAAAUCAAAGCAGCAACAAAUACAAACUACAGUCUAGAGAGCGAACCAAGUGUACAUUCAAAACUCUCCAGUGAAGUUUCCAAUAGACAAAUUGAAUUAGUUCAGAUUUCUGGUGAUGAAGGGAAACAACAAGAAAAUUCGGCGACAACACAUAUCGGAACAGAAAAUUUGAACAUCAGCGCAGAGUCUGAAGCACCGGGAAUCAUCCCUCUUCAAGAUAGCGACACCUUCAAUGGCUCCGAAACUAAAUUAUACAAAUGGUCACAGUCGCAAGAGGAUGUAGAAGUGAAGCUUAAACUUCCUGAUUGUAUUUCAAAUCGGAAACAAUUGAAAGUUGAAAUUUUAGCGAAGUCUUUGAAUGUGAAAAUAUGUAAGUGUACUGAAACUUCCAGUGAAGAAAAUGAAGAGUAUGUGGCUGGAGAAUUAUUUGACAAUGUUAACUGUUCGAGUAGUUACUGGAAUUUCGAACCGAAAAAACGACUGCUAAUUAUUUAUCUGGAAAAAUUAAAGCCUCUAUGGUGGAAAAGGCUUUUGUUGGGAGGCGAAGAAUCUGAUUUGGAUAUGCGGAAGUUGGACACCACAAUGAAUCUACAUGAUUUACCAGAAGGAGACAAGGCCACAAUUGAUCAGCUGCAAUACGAUCAGUUGUGCAAGUUGAAAGGUCUGCCCACUGUUAAAGAGCGCCAGAAUGAGGAGUUGCUGAAGAAAGCGUGGAAUGCUAAUGGAAGUCCAUUUGGACACACUCCAUUCGACCCCUCAACAGUCAAGUUCAACUGAACUGAACUGCGCAAACGGCUGAUCGAAAUUCCAUCAGAAUUGCAAGGAGUUAAUUGGACUUUAAGCCCACUUCUCGCUCAUUCAGCUCCGACCAAUAAAUGACUCUAAAUAUUUUGUGGUCUCAAGACGAACGAACGGACGCUUAUCGAUAUGAAUGUUUAAUCUGAUAAUUGAUUGGUUCAGAAGGUCAGAAUCGAGACGAAAAAUCAUUGCAGUGCUUCCAAGAAUAAUUGAAAAAUCAGUUUGUUGUUUACUUGAGUGCAAGAUGCUCACAAGUUCUUCGGAACCAAAACUGAUCAAAAUGUAUUUGCAAUUAUAUUGAACUAAAUUGUUGCUGAUCUAAUUAUUAGUCAACUUACUCCAAGUUUACUUUGAAGAAUGCCAUGCUUCGCGCGUUUUUUGCUGCCUUCUGGUUUUCAAUUUAUUAAGAAAAGCUUUUAUUUGU